This is a messenger RNA of Talaromyces proteolyticus, 2350 nucleotides long. RefSeq names its product fungal-specific transcription factor domain-containing protein. The record is from RefSeq and is a predicted model, not a curated record. NCBI's taxonomy places the organism in Eukaryota, Fungi, Ascomycota, Eurotiomycetes, Eurotiales, Trichocomaceae. The transcript has 7 exons. The coding region runs from base 346 to 2304 and encodes 652 amino acids. Gene Ontology annotation, molecular function: DNA-binding transcription factor activity, RNA polymerase II-specific; DNA binding; zinc ion binding. Gene Ontology annotation, biological process: regulation of DNA-templated transcription; DNA-templated transcription.
GAUACUAGAGCAGAUGGCCUGACUUGUGUCAGGAACUUGGAAUUGGCAGACAUAUUUUUGGCUUUACAGAACUCAACAUUUGAAGAGGCAGCAGAAGGAUGAAGGAAGGGUCAUGUCUAGUUAAUACAAUUAUAUACAUCCAAAGGUAGGCAAUCUGAACCAAUCAGAGAAAGUUCAAUUCGGCGACUUGGUGGGGCCGGUAUAUCAACCAAUAAAGAGUGAUUAAACUCGGCGACUACGUGGAGAAUAUGCCUCUUUAGGAUAAUGAAACCUUCACGACUGACCACACCUUCUCUUGCGGCUAUGAACAUUUGACGCUACCUGUCUGAAUGUGUUCGUACCGACAUGCCGCGAAAUGCUCCUACUAAAGUCGCUUGUUGGCGAUGUCACCAGCGAAGAGUCAAGUGCGACCGAAGCGAAGGCGUGCCGUGUUCGCAGUGUCGGGUUGCCCGAAGCAACUGUGAACCCAUACUCUCCCGCCGUGGACGACACCGAAAAUUGCCGGUUGCUGAUGUGCUCACAACUUCAACACAAUCUGUAUCGCCCAACUUAAGAGGCUCGUCAACCAUUAGAGCUUCAGGCCCAACCCACUCCAGAUUCACUGGGUUCGUUGGCAGUCGGCAAGAAGGCCAUGAAAAGCUUCGUACCAGGCUGACUGAUACUGAAUCAAGCUUAACAUCGCCUCUACCAGCUCUCCGGUCCUGUGGCAAAACUCCCUAUGUGGCCGACUCCUCUAACAUCAAUUAUCUUAUUCGAGAGUUUGGCCUCCCUUAUCAAAACACCACGGAUGCCCCGUCUAUCGAGGAAUACCUUCAUAGAGCCAUGUUAGAGCGGCUUGAUCAACCGACAAUACAAUAUAUCGAGGGCCGUCGAAGCUUCACUGUUGGGCGGCUCAAGAACGAAGGAGCUUUCGAUCUGCCACCGAAAGAAAUAAGCUCUGCUCUACUGAACGUCUUUUUCCAACAUCCCUUUCCUUCACUGCCGAUUAUCGAGCGAUCCGAUUUCAUGAAAAGUAUUGAAACAGGCACUGUGUCACAUUUGUUGUUGAAUGCGAUAUACAUGGUUGCCACUAUUUACUGCCCUGAUUCUAUCAUUUACGAAGCUGGUUUUGUAUCCCGCUUUAUUGCUAGUCUCACGUUCUAUCAUCGAGCCAAGGACAUUUAUGAUGCUGGGUAUGAAACCGAUGCAAUCGCGGUAAUACAAGGAACUUUUCUUCUUGCCCAUUGGUGGAGCGACCCCCUCGAACAGAAAGAUCCGUGGUAUUGGCUGGGUGUAACAACAGGGAUGGCGCAGGCGCUAGGUAUGCAUCGACUGAAAUCGUAUUCUCACCUUCAAUUGAGUCAUCGCAGGCUGUGGCGAAGGCUAUGGUGGAUAGUCUAUGCCGCGGACAUUAACUUGUCCAUGGGUCUCGAUAGAGUACCCCACGUACGUGAUGACUUCUGUGAAAUAUCUAUACUCACAGAGGAUGAUUUCGAAGAAUCCCCAGCCCUCAAUUUCCAUGAUUCCUUUGGGGGAACAGUCAACGAGCAAGUGCUUUUCGUGAUACAUUAUGUCCAACUUGCUAGAACAGUGAAUAUUCGCCAUCCUUUCCAGGCGUACGAGGGAACUACCCCCUCACCGAACAAUUUUCUUGAAAGAAUCUCGUCUUGGUCUUUGUUGCUUCCGUCCGAACUGCGAUUCUCGUCUUCGAGUAGAAGUGUGUGGGCUAUAUUGACUCAACUGACCUAUGAUCAGUAUCAACUUCUUUUCUGUCGAAAGAUGCCAGACGCUGCACAGAACAUGGGCCCAGGUUCUCCCAUAUUUGAAAUAUGCACAAGGUUGUUCCGCAUGCUCGAAGACUUGGUGACGAGCGGUACCUUGUUUUCUGUUGCUGGUCACGUACUACCCGCCGUAAUGUCGUCACUCUGUUUCCAUAUCGCGAACAUCAGCAGGGGUGACCCGCAAGUCAGAUCUAGUUCCGAGCAUCGAGCGCGUUUUUGCCUGCUCAUUCUCAAGGACCUACAAGCCUCAUGGCCGAUCAUUGCUUCUGUUUACCCUUUUUUCACAUCAAUAUUCAGACGACAGUCCGGCUUGUCCUUUUCGGAAUGCGAGAAGAGUGAAUCGGUGUGUUCUCAACCGAUUCAACGAAUAGACGACACUGGGUGUUGCAGUGAGGAUGUUGUCCAUACCGCAGAAGCAGGCGCUUGGAUGUAUGAGCGGUUUCUACAUGAUGAAAAUUCAGCCGUUAUUAAUUCCGCAUUUCCGUUCACCUCUCUUUUUGAAGACGUCUUUCUCACCACGCCUCUCAACGACUCUACACCGUAAUGUGGCGUUUCUGGAAUUCCAUCCUAUGUGAUGAGGCUUAGUCAUG